AUGCGCAACCAACGCCAGCGAACGCUGUUCGAAUUCGCGGCCGCGCGAGCGGCGCGGCCGCCGCGCUCCGCGCCCGUAGUGAUCGACCUCGAGGCCGACGAGGACUCCGAGCACGACACCAACGACCGGCCAACGCCCGCGCAGCCCAUCCUGAUCGAUGACGACGACGACGACAACGACGACGUCGCCACUCGCGUCGUGGCGCCCGUGGACCCAGUGGGACCAGCUCACCAGUUGGAAGUCGAAGCCAAGGUAUCCGUGGCAGAGCUCCCACUGCUAAAACCCGCCUCGCCAAAGCCCUCCUGUCCUCUGUGUGGUGUCUCUUUAGCGGCCCUAGAACUACACCUCCGUGAGCUCCAUUGCGACCAAUGUGCCGACAUCAAGAAAACUUCACCACCCCUGCCAAAGCCCAAACGACCCCGCAAGCCGCUUCCGCCGCUGCCGAGCGUGAAAAAGGUCCAUUUCCGCAACUUCAGCAUUGCCGUCGACGGCUUCAACUUCGCAGAUGCCCCACCCAUCUCCCAAUACUUCCUGUCGCACUUCCACGCCGACCAUUACAUAGGUUUGAAAAAGUCGUGGUCUCAAGGCGCCAUCUACUGCUCUACGGUCACCGCCCAGCUCCUCACGCUCAAGUUACGCGUCCCACCCGAGAUCAUCGUCGAACUGCCGCUCGACACCCCGUUCGAAAUUGGACCCAAUGUGUCGGUAAUCUGCCUCGACGCAAACCAUUGUCCGGGCGCAACAGUGUUUCUCUUCCACGAAACAGACCACCUAGACCGGUCUCGGACGCGCCAGUGGGUGCUGCACACCGGUGAUUUCCGCAGUAACAACUUGCUUAUCGACCGCAUCCUAGCAUAUACCCAUGGUGAGUCCAUCCACAAAGUGUAUCUCGACACGACCUACAUGUAUCCCUCCUACCACUUCCCCCUGCAACCUUCCGUCCUGCAGGUCACCUCCGAAUUUGCUGGUCAAAUCAACGAAGUGGGCGCCCGCAAACUUUUCAACAAUCGACAGUCCUCGAUUUUGAGUUAUGUGACUGCGUCGCUCUCGCGACGCCAUAUAUACAACUACGUGUUUGUCGUUGGAACUUACACUAUCGGCAAAGAAAAACUUGCCGUGGCCAUCGCUCAGUGGCUUGAUACCAAGAUCUUCUUGCCAAAGGAUUCUCCCAAAGACCGCAUUGUGCAAGUUUACCAGCAUCUAUUGCCUCAAGACAUUUUCACAUAUGACAUCACAAAGGCUUGCGUGCAUCUCGUGCCCAUGCGCACAUUGUCCUCAAAGGAUUCUCUCAAUAAUUACUUCAAGCCCAUCGCCCACAUUUACAAAGACAUGAUUGCUUUCACUCCUACAGGUUGGACCUUCAGUAACGGUGGCAGGUUUGUAAAACUCUAUGAAACUCCGCAAGAAAAAAUCGAUCAUACUCGUGCUUUAAUGCAAGACGCUCAGGUCGAUAAGUUCAAUAGCGAAAUCAUUUUCAAACAGUACAAACCCUUGGCCAAAUUUCAAGUGUUUAAAGUCCCUUACUCCGAGCACAGUAGUUUUAAAGAUUUGGCGAAUUUUUGCAUUCGUGUGCCAUGGGUUCAGAUUAUACCUACGGUUAAUACCCACAACGAUUACAUGGUCAACCAAAUGAAGGAGUGGUUCUCUACCUGGAAAAAAAUCCAAUCUCUGAACUCUUGA
Lachancea fermentati is the source of this 1680-nucleotide messenger RNA. Lineage: Eukaryota; Fungi; Ascomycota; Saccharomycetes; Saccharomycetales; Saccharomycetaceae. The record is from the annotation of a GenBank genome assembly.